Molecule: messenger RNA, 1979 nt
Organism: Pogonomyrmex barbatus (red harvester ant)
Lineage: Eukaryota; Metazoa; Arthropoda; Insecta; Hymenoptera; Formicidae
Molecular function (GO): oxidoreductase activity
Source: RefSeq, a predicted model, not a curated record
UUUAAAUUCUUUUUAAUAACUUUUAUUGAUCAUUAUUAUUUAGAUUCUUUCUCUAAUUAGGAAUCAUGAAGCGAAUGAAAAUUAUAAAUGUAUGUUACGUUGAUUUAGAAUACGACAAGAUAAACGUGGCAGAUAGAGUAGUAGAAAUGAAUAAUCUAUUUGAAAAAAUGUUAUUGAAGCAAAAGGUUUCUCGUAUAAAAAGAUCAAAUAUAUACAUCGAACGAUAGAGACAAUUCGAUAAUAGCUACACUUUUAAAUAUAUGUAAAGACAUCCAAGCACAAACGUUGAUGCAAUCUAUCUUACGGUAAUUACACAGUAAACAAUUAUUCAGUAUAUAGUAUAAGAUUCAUUCAUUUUCUAAAUGCAUUUGUAAUUAUCAAAAUUCUAAAUAAUUUUUAAUAUUUAUUCUUAUUUAUUAUUAAUCUGACAGUUCAUACAUUCGUUACAGUAUUUCAUAAAUUUUCUAUAAUAUUAAAUAUUUAUUGUUUUUGUAUUGAAAUCGUAUUACAGAAUCGUAUUACAGAAGUCCAUUACAGCAUAUGAAGCUCACUUUGAAUUUUUUAGGAAGUUAGGUAAAUAAUUCAUUUCUUCAUAUUAAUAAAAAUAACAUUAUCUCAUAAUUAAAAUCUAUUGAAUUCAUCCAGAGCUCAUCCAGAGCGAAAUGAUAAUUCUGGAGGAUUCGGAUCUAUAUGCAAUUAUCAAUUGCUUAAAAAUAACAGAAUGCUAUCCCCAGUAUGCUAUAUUAUAUAAAAUAUGGGUGCAAGAAUCUGUAAUCGAGAAAUUUUUAUGGCUUACAAAGAAAUACAACAAUUUAGACUUAUCCUCAUCUGUUGACACUUUUCAAUCAUUGAAGGAUAUUAAAUUUUGUAUACGUAACAAUUUUUCUAAAAACAUAAGCAUAAUAUCCAUGUGGUCAGAAAAUAUUGUAGCUGCGAAGAAUUUUGCAAUAUCCUUAAAUGUACAUUCUUUACAUCACAUAAUAUUACUACAUAAUGUGACUAUUGUCAAGAAUUAAGUUAUUUAUUAAAAUAAAUUUUUUUUAAUUAUUUAGAACCAUAUGGUAUUCAUAAAUUCAUAUAUGGAAUUUUCUGGUGGUAAAACGUUUUUGCCCCUUAUAGAAAUAUAUUUUCUAAAACAUCUAUGGUUGGAUAACAUCUUUAAUACUUUAUGCGAAGGAAAAUCAGAUAUGAUUAAUUUGGCAGAAAUUACAAAUGGAAUGAAUUUAUUAAAUAUUUCUGAAACAGAUUAUUUAAUAUAUCAUUUAUUUUAUGAUGGUAUGUGGCAAAAACCUACACAAAAUACAUAUUGGGAGCACAAUGACAUUUUAUGGGCCAAUGCAACAAAAAGCGAUAUUGUAAGAUGUUAUCAAUCAGCCAAAAAAGGAUUCGAAAUUUGGAGUGCCAAAUCUGUUAAAUCCAGAAUAGAAAUAUUAUCUAAUCUCAAGACUAUGUUAAUUUCUCUUGGUAAACCUUUAUUGGCAGCUAUAGUAGAACGAUUGAUAAACUUGCCCCACAUCUGUCCAAGUGUCAUAGGAAUGACUUGUACUUUUGCAUUCUCGCAGGGUGCAGAAGUAGAAGUAAUGAAUUCUCGCAUGCCACUCGGUGUUAUCACUCUUAAGGAAAAAAUGAAAAUGUUUUAUUUGUCCGAUUAAUGCAAACUUUAAUUGUAGGAAAUACUGUCAUUGUUAUUAAUGAUGGAAAUUUUUGUAAUAUAUUACCAUAUUGCGAAAUAUUUUCAAGAUGUGGUAUACCUGCAGGCGUUAUAAAUUCAUUAUCAUGUAAAAAUAUACAUGUGUUGGAAGACGUAUUAUGUUUAGGUGUAGGGUUCUCGAUUUAUAUUCAAAAGUUUUUCGAAAAAGGUAGAUCAAGAAUGUCGUAUAUAUUAUCACAUGAAAAGCUUACCACACUUAAACAAAUUGUAUUUCCUUUGAAAUAAUUUGGUGAUACGUAGCUCCGAUUUUACAUUACAUAAAGUAUAU